AUGUCUGAAGGUGAAUGGAAAUCUGCCUUAAAUCUACCAAAGAAGGAUUCUAGACCUCAAACAGAGGAUGUCUUGAAUACCAAAGGUAACACAUUCGAAGAUUUUUAUUUGAAAAGAGAAUUAUUGAUGGGGAUUUUCGAAGCCGGUUUUGAAAAACCAUCACCAAUUCAAGAAGAGGCGAUCCCUGUGGCGCUUGCCGGUAGAGAUAUAUUGGCCAGAGCUAAGAACGGUACCGGUAAAACCGCUGCUUUCAUUAUCCCAACUUUACAAAAGAUAAAACCAAAGGUGAACAAGAUCCAAGCGUUGAUCUUGGUGCCAACCAGAGAAUUAGCUUUACAAACCUCCCAGGUGUGUAAAACCUUAGGUAAACAUUUGGGGAUCGAGGCUAUGGUCACCACUGGUGGUACCUCUUUAAGAGACGAUAUUAUGAGAUUGAAAGAGCCUGUUCACAUAUUGGUUGGUACUCCAGGGAGAGUGUUGGAUUUGGCUUCCAGAAAAUUGGCUGAUCUUUCGGAAACCCCAUUAUUCAUCAUGGAUGAAGCCGAUAAGAUGUUGAGUAGAGAAUUUGUCACAAUUAUCGAACAAAUAUUGUUGUAUUUUCCAAAAGACAGACAAUCGUUAUUGUUUUCUGCCACUUUCCCAUUGGCUGUCAAAUCUUUUAUGGAUAAGCAUUUGACUAAACCAUACGAAAUCAACUUGAUGGAUGAAUUAACCUUGAGAGGUAUCACACAAUACUACGCUUUUGUUGAAGAAAAACAAAAGUUGCACUGCUUGAACACAUUAUUUUCAAAAUUACAAAUCAACCAAUCGAUUAUUUUCUGUAACUCAACCAACAGAGUGGAAUUGUUGGCUAAGAAGAUCACCGAAUUGGGUUACUCUUGUUAUUUCUCUCAUGCCAGAAUGCCACAAAGCGCCAGAAACAAGGUUUUCCACGAAUUUAGACAAGGUAAAGUCAGAAACUUGGUUUGUUCCGAUUUGUUGACUAGAGGUAUUGAUAUUCAAGCGGUUAACGUUGUCAUCAACUUUGAUUUCCCAAAGACUGCCGAAACAUAUUUGCAUAGAAUUGGUAGAUCUGGGAGAUUUGGUCAUUUAGGUUUGGCCAUCAACUUGAUCAACUGGAAUGACAGAUUCAACUUGUACAAGAUUGAACAAGAAUUGAGUACUGAAAUCCAACCAAUUCCUGCCACAAUUGAUAAGAGUUUGUAUGUUGCUGAAGACAAUGAAGCUGUCCCAAGACCAUUUGCCCUCGAACAAUUGCCAAAUGCCAAUACCACCACAAGUUAUAGCAACCAAAGACGUAAUUAUAACAAUAAUAACAGACAGUACAAUAACCAUCAAGGCUAUCAACACCAACAACAACAACAACAGCCACCACAACAACACCAACCUCAAUAUUAA
This is a messenger RNA of Saccharomycopsis crataegensis, 1398 nucleotides long. It is a transcript of the gene DHH1, whose product is annotated as DExD/H-box ATP-dependent RNA helicase DHH1. The record is from RefSeq and is a predicted model, not a curated record. Gene Ontology annotation, cellular component: cytoplasmic stress granule; P-body. Lineage: Eukaryota; Fungi; Ascomycota; Saccharomycetes; Ascoideales; Saccharomycopsidaceae. The transcript has a single exon. The coding region runs from base 1 to 1398 and encodes 465 amino acids. Gene Ontology annotation, biological process: cytoplasmic stress granule assembly; P-body assembly; negative regulation of translation. Gene Ontology annotation, molecular function: mRNA binding; RNA helicase activity; ATP binding.